UCUCGUGGAAACAAUACGUGUCGCGUAAUUUGCGUCGUCCGCAAAACUUAAUACUAACUAAAAGAAUUACUUGUAGUUUAAAAAAAACAACAAAUAUUUGUUUAUCUUUACUGGAAGCAUACGUGACUAUAGCCAGUGACGUCAUGAAAACGCGACGCCCAAAAAGCCGCCACCCUGCAACGAGCCGCUCCAGUGUAGGCCCGCGUCCUGCUGGUCGUCUUCAGGAAGACUCGAAAAGGGUACAGCAGGCCACUUGGAGAUGCUUUUCGAGUGAGGCUGUUGGGAAAGUCCAGUCAACACAUUACCACCUGGUGUACACUUGCAAGGUGUGCAGCAGCAGAUCCACUCAGAAGAUCUCCAAGCAGGCCUAUCACAACGGGGUCGUGAUCGUGACGUGCGCGGGCUGCAAGAAUCACCACAUCAUCGCCGACAAUCUGGGCUGGUUCUCUGAUCUGGAAGGGAAGAGGAACAUCGAGGAGAUCCUGGCUGCCAAAGGGGAGACGGUGAAGAGGCUGGAAGGAGGCGACGCGCUCCAAGUCGUCCUGACCCAGGAGGAACUGCCGCGUAGUCCUCCUCACCAGGAAACACCCAACAAAGACACGGACAAGGACACAUGAACAUGUGCAUGAUUCGGUCACCUGGUCAUUUUUGAUAAGAACCACUCGUCCUCGUUGAGGUUGCAGGGGGAGCAGGAGCUCAUUCAGCAGAUUUUGGCAGAGGCGCAGACGUAUCUGGACAAAAAAAAAAAAAGUGUUCGCAAUCAUACUCGCAUUAAUUGACAAUUUAAGAGUCUUUUAGAUUUUGUUUGUUCUGUUUUGGGGCGGAAUGUUGGAGGAAUCCAGACUGCCCGGACGGAGAGAAUUCACAUAAUCACUGGGAGAACAUUCCAAACUCAGAAGCUCACAACUGUCAGGUUUUGCUUCUUCCCCUGCUAGUUUUUGACUUCCAACGAAAUAAAAGCGUUUUCCUUUAAAAGAUCACGUAGUGCUGACAACUAAAUUUGCACUUUUGUCAUUCGC
Syngnathoides biaculeatus (alligator pipefish) is the source of this 1019-nucleotide messenger RNA. It is a transcript of the gene dnlz, whose product is annotated as DNL-type zinc finger. Gene Ontology annotation, molecular function: protein-folding chaperone binding; zinc ion binding. The record is from RefSeq and is a predicted model, not a curated record. The transcript has 4 exons. The coding region runs from base 144 to 617 and encodes 157 amino acids. NCBI's taxonomy places the organism in Eukaryota, Metazoa, Chordata, Actinopteri, Syngnathiformes, Syngnathidae. Gene Ontology annotation, cellular component: mitochondrion. Gene Ontology annotation, biological process: protein folding; protein stabilization; protein import into mitochondrial matrix.